UUAAACGUUGAGGUUAGGCCUUUUUAUAUCUAAUUAUCUAAUAAUUUUUUUUAACAUUAAUGAUAGUGUCUCUGAGAUUUAGGGAUAGAUCCGAGAUUGAAAAACCGGCAAGAAAUUGUUGCAGAAUGACUUGGCAUAACCUUAACCUUGACAUUUGUCACAUUUAUUUGACCACCAGUCUUCCUUGGAGUUCCCAUUCUUUACAUAGACUCUAAAAUGGCAACUCUAGGGAAGAAAUUGGUGCAACAAUUGAAAAGUAAAGAAUUUAGAGAAUAUUUGAUGAGCACGCAUUUUUGGGGGCCUGUUGCCAAUUGGGGUAUACCUAUUGCUGCCAUUGCUGAUAUAUCGAAAGAUCCUAAAUAUAUCAGUGGAAAAAUGACAAUUGCUUUGUGUCUUUAUUCUGCGAUGUUUAUGAGAUUUGCUUGGAAAGUGCAGCCCCAAAAUAUGCUGCUUUUUGCCUGUCAUAUCACUAAUGAGAGCGCACAAUUAGUGCAAUUAACCAGAUUUUUUAAUUACAACUACCUCACUAAAAAAGAGGACAAACAGGAGAUUAAAUAAUAUUAAUCAAUCAAAGUGAUUUUAGGUAAUUAAUAUAGCUGUAAAAAUUAAAAGUGUUCAUUCAUUAAAAAAAUGGAGAUUGUUGGUAUUAGGACAUAAGAUAAGGAUUUUAUUAUUAAUUACAUAAUCAUUGUGGAAUUUUGAUAAAAAAUUGCACUGCAAUGCUCAAUUUUAUCUACCUUUGAAGACCAAAUGAAAUUUAGUGACUGAUCUGAGAGUAUAUUUUGUUGGUAUACAUGUUAUUUGUAUAUUUUUAGAAAAUAAAUAUAUUAUUCCUGUUGAAAA
Messenger RNA from Tribolium madens (black flour beetle), 843 nucleotides. It is a transcript of the gene Mpc1, whose product is annotated as mitochondrial pyruvate carrier 1. Gene Ontology annotation, biological process: pyruvate import into mitochondria. The record is from RefSeq and is a predicted model, not a curated record. Gene Ontology annotation, cellular component: mitochondrial inner membrane. The coding region runs from base 217 to 558 and encodes 113 amino acids. NCBI's taxonomy places the organism in Eukaryota, Metazoa, Arthropoda, Insecta, Coleoptera, Tenebrionidae. The transcript is spliced from 4 exons.